AUGGAUCCCUCGCAAGACUUCAAGUCCUUGCAGGACAAGAUCCAGGCCUCCCUGGUAUCGACUACGAAGGCCGUCCAGCGGAUCGCGAACGAGGAUCUCGGAUUCCAGCGAACUGUGAACCCCAGCACCGGCGACCGUCUCGAGGAGCAGUCGACGCGCCUGCUGAGCCUUUCCAACGACCUACUCAAGUCUGCUGCCGUCGCAACAGGGCAGAAAACCGUCGGCGAUCUGGAAGAUGCAGAGGACGUCGACAUACAAUGGCGCAGUAUCGUGGACGUGAUCGACGGGCUCCUGGAGAAAGCUGAUAUUUGCUUGGACGAAUACACAGGCUUGGUCAAGAGGAAGUCAGAUUUUCCCGAGACUGGGCCGCAGCAGAAGAAGGCAAAGACGAACGAGCGGCUCGAUUUCAACUUCCGACGCGCCAAUAUCAUCAAGCCACAGAAUGCUUUCGAGAAGCAAGUUGACAAUUUUGCCGCUGGACCAUGGAAGCCGUUGUUGACCCAGAAGCCGCAUUCUGUCGUGCCGCUGGAGGACAGCCUCAGCUUAGAGGUUGACGAAAACAGCCAAAAACAGUACGACUACACAUUUUCUUUAGCGUCUAUUACUUCCAACUGGGCAGGCAAGCCGCUCCGCGAACUGAGCAGAAGGGCGAGCGGCAGAUUUCCGAGAAAGACUCGGGAGUUGCAGAAAAUGGGAUACAUCAAGAAUACUGACGGCCAAUUCAGGUUCAAGCAUCCAUAUGAGAAGGAGGUCACGAACCUAAAGUACCCAGACACCACCUACGAAAUACGAGACCCUAUACCAUACCAGCCGAUCGACACAACCUCUGCGACUUGGGUCGACACCUACGAAGGGGUCCUGGAAAUGCUGGAGGAGCUCAAAGGAGCAACGGAAAUCGCGAUUGACCUGGAGCACCACGACUAUCGUUCUUACCAUGGAUUGCUUUCUCUCAUGCAGAUCAGUACUCGAGAAAAGGAUUGGAUCGUUGAUACCCUGAGGCCAUGGCGACACAGGCUUGAGGUUCUUAACGAGGUCUUCGCCGACCCUAAGAUUCUCAAGGUCUUUCACGGCGCUUUCAUGGAUAUUAUUUGGCUCCAGAGAGACCUAGGGUUGUACAUUGUCGGGCUUUUCGACACUUACCACGCAAGUGUAGCUCUUGGAUACCCACAAAGGAGCUUGGCGUACCUGCUCAAGAGCUUCGUCGACUUCGAUGCAGAUAAGAAGUACCAAAUGGCGGAUUGGAGAAUACGACCGCUGCCAGAGGAGAUGUUCUACUAUGCCCGGUCAGACACCCACUUUUUACUCUAUAUUUACGACAGGGUACGGAACGAGCUGGUUGAGCGGUCUGAUCGCAGUGACCCAGAAAAGGACCUGAUCGAGUACACACUCCAGAAGUCGAAGGAGACGUCGCUAGAUAGGUAUACACCUUUUUCUGCAGAUCCAGAAAACGGCGAGGGGGCCCGGGGGUGGUCCAAUUUCCUUUACAAGAACCAUCUCAGGCUCAGUGGCGAGCAAUUCGCCGUUUACAGAGCCGUGCACAAAUGGCGUGAUGAGCAGGCUCGCCUGCUAGAUGAGAACCCAACCUUUAUCAUGGCACCACAGGUAGUGAUGGAGAUUGCCAAGAUACUACCAAACGAUCCCAAGGCACUUUGGAGUUUGCUCGGAAACUCGUCAUCUCCGAAGGCAAGGCAGUCGAUCGAUGACCUCUUUUCAAUCGUCACCGAAGCGAGAAAGGCCGGAGCCGAGGGACCCAGCACAACUGAUUAUUUCAAGAGCUUGUAUCUUGAUAAUCACUCGCUCGCGGCUGUGGCGAACAGGGAGCUUAGGAAGGGAGACAAGCCGGAGUUGGACCUGCCUCCAGUGGAGCAAUUGCGAAGCGAGAAAUCCCAGCUAUUUGGCGCUGUUCCACUGAGUAGUCUGUGGGAUGGCUCAUCGCAGUUUCGGAACAACGCUACUAAUGAGCAGAUUGCAUUGCCCUGGACACAGUUUGUGCAAGAAGCGGUGGCCGCUGCUUCUCAACAGGAGAUCAUCUCCAAAUCUCAACCACAAGACGUGGAUAUGAUUCCCCUCGAUGUGCCGAAGGAAGCCACUCCUGCGCCUCCGAAGGAUUUGGAUGUGGACAACACGGAGUUCACACUGAGACAAGGGCGAAAGCGCAAAAUGGAGGAAGUACAGGAUGAGGAUGAUUCAGGCGAUGGAGGAGCAGCCCUCGACACAGAAGAGAUGAUAUCUCUCGACGUCGACGGGAACGGAGACAAGCGCUCGAGGAGAGCGAAGAAGAAGGCGGACAGAGAGGCGAGAAAGCAAGGCAAGGCCAGCUCAGCAGCUCGGAAAGGCACUGAGCAGGCCGACACUGCCGAGGAUGAGGACGUGCCUUUUGACUACAGCCAAGCACAGUCUGUCUUGAACGCAAAGAGGUCUGCUGCCGCCGCUAAUGGCACUGGCGAUGCUCCUGGUAAGAAGAGGGCUUUUGACCCUUAUGUGGCGAGGCUGAAUGCCGAAGGCCCCAAAGCAGCCCGACGGAUGCAUGGGGAGCGCACGGGGAAGGCUGGCACCUUCAAGAAGUGA
Molecule: messenger RNA, 2568 nt
Organism: Diaporthe amygdali
Lineage: Eukaryota; Fungi; Ascomycota; Sordariomycetes; Diaporthales; Diaporthaceae
Exons: 2
Coding region: 1-2568 (855 amino acids)
Biological process (GO): nuclear polyadenylation-dependent snRNA catabolic process; TRAMP-dependent tRNA surveillance pathway; histone mRNA catabolic process
Cellular component (GO): nuclear exosome (RNase complex); nucleolus
Molecular function (GO): nucleic acid binding; nucleotide binding; 3'-5'-RNA exonuclease activity
Source: RefSeq, a predicted model, not a curated record